UCACGCUACCACGGCUCACCGAGCGAACAAGAUAAGCCAUGGCCAAAAAAGGCGGAGCCGACGGCAACAGCAAGAAGGCUGCUGGCCAGGCCCGCAAGGCCGAGACCGCCGCAAAGAAGGCGGCGGCUGCUGACGCCGAAAAAGAGGUUUUCGAGUCGGCCAAGUGGGACAAGGGAGCAAAAAGCAGUGCUAAAAAAGAAGCCGAAGCUGAAAAGAAAGCGGAGCAGGCCCGGAAGAAGGCCGAACGUGAAGCCCUGCUCGCCGAGGAGGAGAAGAGCACGCCGGGACGAUCGGCACCCAAGAAUUCCAAGGCGGCCGUCAGGAAGACCAAGGGCCUGGACCUCUCGCAGCUCGACGACGACGGCAGCGGGGGCCUGUCGGCGCUCAACGCAUCCGGCAUUGACAACGCGCUCGACGCGCUGUCGCUGACGUCCAAAACCGACGCCAAGAUCGACAGGCAUCCCGAGAGACGGUACAAGGCUGCGUACGCCGCCUUCGAGGAGCGGCGGCUCGGCGAGAUGGAGGCGGACGGCAGCGGUGCCGGUCUCCGCAUGAAUCAGAAGAAGGAAAGGAUCAAGAAGGAGUUUGAGCGCAGCCCGGAGAACCCGUUCAAUCAGCUCACGGCACGUUACGACGCCUCCAAGGACGAGCUGCGCGAGCUCAAGGAGCAGGAGAAGUCCAAAAUCGAGACCCGCCUCGGGUCGCCCUGAAAAUCGGAGACAAUGGUCCGCUUUGGGGGAAGAACCCGAACAGGGAAGGCCGAUAUCUCUCUGCCGGGGUCUCAUGCGUCUGGCCCGGACGGGAAGGGGCGAGGGUCAGUUAGCGAAGGCGUCUCUCCGAGGUGGUCCUCCAACGUGUGGGGCGCACCAACCCGGGACACGAUCUUCGGUCUGGCAGUCGUGGGUCAAAGGGAGCCUCGGGCAAGAUGCAUGGGUUGCCCGCGCGAGGCGACGAGCCUUUUUGCGAGGUUUCACGUGAUGGGG
Molecule: messenger RNA, 983 nt
Organism: Chaetomium fimeti
Lineage: Eukaryota; Fungi; Ascomycota; Sordariomycetes; Sordariales; Chaetomiaceae
Exons: 2
Coding region: 39-710 (223 amino acids)
Biological process (GO): transcription by RNA polymerase II
Cellular component (GO): nucleus
Molecular function (GO): transcription coactivator activity
Source: RefSeq, a predicted model, not a curated record